AUGAUCCCAUCAACUCCUUCCUCUGCUCUUCCCAACAUCAUCUCAUCAUGUAUCUCCUCCGAUAGUCUGAUCUCGCUGGAAGAUUCAACUAAUAUCAACAAUAAUACAACAACAACAACAAUAACUUCUCCACAAAACUCAUCAAACGACUCUUCACUUCAAAUCAUUAAGAAUAUGGGCAUUGAAUACAUCUUCUUGGCAGAGUUUGAUAUCGAUAAAGGAUCCAUUGUUAAAGUACAAUAUCCAUCACCCUAUCCAUACGCUACAGAAUAUUCCAUUGCUAAUCUAAUGCUUCCGGAUGGAUCUCAUAAUUGUAUUGAAGAUACAACCGUUUUCUUCUUGAGAGGAAAUAAUGAAAUUAAUAAUAAUCACCAUAACGAAAAUAAUACAUCAGCAUCAUCGUUAAAUAAUAGUAAUAGUGGAAAUAAUAAUUCUAGUAUAUUGAGUAAUGGUAGUAAUGAUGGUGGUGAGGAAGCUAAAUCAUCACCAAGAAAUAGUCAGGAAGUGGUAGAGAAGGUUGAUUUGAAUACAAGUUUAGAAUCAACAAUUUUGUCGUCGGAUCAAGUGAUUACUGAACAAUCAAAGAAGGAAGAAAUUUUCUACUAUGUAUUAAAUGUACAAAAACAAAAGAAAUAUGAAGGUUUGAGAAGAGCUGCUCGUGUCAAGAGUCUUGCUAUUGUAUCAAAGCAUCCAUAUUGUUUUUCACUUAGAGAUUUAUUGAGUAAAGCAUUGGAUCACAUCUUUGAUGCCUAUGAUCAUACUGCAUACAGCAAGGAAAGGAAAAAGGAUGAAAAUGAAAGUUUACCAUCUUCACUAUCAGAAAAUAAUUUACAACAGACGGAUCUUAUUGAUGGUCUUGUUCAAACACUUGUUGAACACAUAUUCGAAACUUGUAAUAGUAUUGACUUGUCAUCAAUGAAAUUAUACACUGCCCAAGAAAAAUUAUUUUGGAGAUAUACCAUUGCCAAGAAGAAGCACACUACACAUAAUUUAAUGAUCAGAUAUCAGUAUGGAAAUAAGGUUGAACAAUUUCCAACUUCAAUACCAAUCUGUCUCUCAGAUAAUGAGAUACAAUAUCAACUCAACGGUAUUACACAAACCAGCUUGUGUAGAUUGGUGACUAAUUUCAAGGAAAAUACCAUGCUUAUUUUCAAUGCAAUUCUCUAUCAGAAGAGAAUUGUUUUCUUCAGUGGUCAACAAUUGGCUGGACAAGUUGUAAACACCCUCUUGUCCUCAUUGGUAAUGUUCCCAUUCUUACAUGAUUUGUUAAAGAAGAGAACAUUCCCAUAUGCUAGUUUUUCAAAUUUGGAAUUUUUGGAUGUGGAAGGUUACAUUGUUGGUGUUUGUAAUCCAAUGUUUGCCCAGAGAGAGGAAUAUUAUGAUCUCUUGGUCGAUAUUGACAAGAUGGAAGUUAAGGUCAGCCAAACCAUCAAUGAAGUGAGAAAGGAAGUUAAAAAGCAGGAAAAGAAGGAAAAGAAGGAAUUGAGAAAGAGAAGAGGUUCCAAAGUUAACAGCAUGGAUGUGAAAAAUAUUUCCAAUCAACAGGACAAGUCCUUGUUUGGAUCCAUGCUGAUGGAUACUAUGGACAUUAUCGAUACCAUUGGCGUUUCAGUUGGUGUGAACAAACCAAAAACAUUUGAUGAUAUUUGUUUCCUCACCAACGAUGACUUGCAAUUUAUCAAGGAAAUUAUUGAACUUAUUCAAUUCAGAACACCAAAAUCAAACAAUUUUGAAAUGUUGGAAGAUUUGAUUCGUUCUAAAUUCUAUUCCUACUCCAAGUCUAUCAUUGAUUUGGCAUUUGAUCAAGAAAAACAAAUUCUCUAUCAACAACAAUUAUAUCAUGGCUCUGUUCCAAGCAAUCAAGAAGCUGUAACUGAUAACAUCAAGAAGGCCCUUGCAUGGAGAUCUACACUAUCCUUCAAGGAGAAUAAGAGAAUCUAUCGUUCAGGAAGAAGACAAGUUCACAUCUCUACUGAAACACUCAACAUUGAGAGUGCCAUCCAAAAAUUGAGAAAGAAAACCUUACCAGAGGAGGAAUUAAUAUCCAUAUUCCAAACCUUUAUCAAACAUGUGAAUACAAGAGAAGAAAUUCUGGAAUUCUUGACCUUCCUUCCUGAAAAUGAAGGAGGCAUCGAACCUAUUGCCAUUUGUACAUUGCACUCAUCUGAAAUGAUGAGACUUUUGAGUGUUUCCUUUUUGAAAAAGAUUGAAACCAUUGAGGAAGGUAGAUUAUUAGUUCAAAAUAUGAACAUGUUCCUUUUAUUAGGUUAUGAUAGAGGAACCAAACUCUAUAAUUGA
This is a messenger RNA of Naegleria gruberi, 2298 nucleotides long. RefSeq lists its product as uncharacterized. Lineage: Eukaryota; Heterolobosea; Eutetramitea; Acrasida; Naegleriidae. Gene Ontology annotation, cellular component: plasma membrane. The record is from RefSeq and is a predicted model, not a curated record. Gene Ontology annotation, biological process: actin cortical patch localization. The transcript is spliced from 2 exons. Bases 1 to 2298 code for a protein of 765 amino acids.